GGAUAACUCAAGAAUGGUAAAUCGCACAAUAAUGGUCUAUAGGUCAAAAUAAAGCUUAUAGUAAUAGGGACACAAAUAUGGAUACUUUAGUUACUUAAAAAUUAUACGACAGGAAAUAUGCAUAUCACACUGGUUCAUAAAUAGUCCUCUAAGUUACCAUUCCUAAUUCUCCACGGGAUAUAACGCUCACUAAGCUGGCAUCUAUUUGCGUACAAGUAUAACUUCAAUCAAUGCGCUUUAUUUCGAGACCAUUUUCUUAUUGUCUUUGUUGGGUGCUUUCCUCAUACCUGAUAUGGUUGAACUUCACUGGUCACAGCUCACUAGAUAUCCAGAAAUCCCCUCUCGUGGACUAAUUAAAGUCAGACUUGUACUCGAUUAGAUGCCAGCUUAGUAGUCUUGAAUUAAGCGAACCUAAUGUUUUAGAAUUCGUCACUCGAAACCUUGAGUCUCUAAUUGUAUCGCUAAUCCAUCUGUUUCACUCAGACAUUAUAUUCAUUCGAUUCAAUCAUGGAAUUUCCAUUCUUAAUGCUCUCCUAAAUUUAACUUGCCAUGUUAAUGUUACUUACAGCCUGUUCUGCAAUUGUUUUAGCUCAGUUCUUUUUAAAGCUGAAUUGGUUUGCGGAUUUCAUGCUCAUUCUGUGUACAUUGGCUGGGUGUGGUGGCGUGCGCCUGUAAUCUAGCUGCUUGGAGGCCAGGGUGCAGGAUUUCGUGGGACCGGGAGUUCUGGCAUAUGGGUGUUCAUGUUGAUGGGGCGUCCACGCUAAGCACGGCGCCGAUAUGGAUGACCUGUCGGAGGACAGGUUGUCCAGGUCGUCGAAGGAGGGGCGGACCGGCCCUUUUACAUAUUACCCACUGGUGUUUGUACAGUCAGUCACUAUCAUCACCCCCCUCUAUUCCUUUUAGCUCAUAUCUCAAUGGGUAAACCUAUAUGUAGUUGUCAGUCAUCAGAUUAGAUUGUUUGAAAUGCUUCGAUACUUAGAAAUGUUUGUAAUAUGCAAAGUUUUUGGUUGUCGUAUCCGUCAUUUUGGUGACCGAGUUAUACCAUCCACCACUACGGAACACCAUAGCUGUCUCUUUCUGAUCAACCAUCGGACGCAAUUAGAUUGGUUCUUCGUGUGGGGUUUAGGUGAUCCAAUCCAGCGUAUGAAAAUAAUUCUUAAGGAUUCUCUUGCGAAAGUUCCAGGUGCUGGUUGGGCUAUGCAAUGUGGUAGCUUUAUAUUCUUACGCCGGCGUAUUGCAACAGAUCAACAGCGGUUACAAAAAAUUGUGGAAUAUUUACUCAAAGUUAAACAAAGUUGCCAAUUGUUAAUCUUUCCUGAGGGCACAAAUUUGAAUAGUAAAUCGUUGGAGAGAAGUGACAGUUACGGGGAGCAAAAUAAUUUACCAUAUGUUCGUUAUACACUUCAUCCUAGAAGUACUGGAUUCUUGCAUUUAGUAAAACUGAUCGGCUUAGAUAAUCUAACUGAAGUAUAUGAUGUUACAGUAGCCUAUCCGGAUAUUUUACCAUCACCGGAAAUUAAUCUAUUCUAUGGACAUGUCCCACAUGAAGUUCAUUAUCAUAUUCGCCGUUUCUAUUUAAAUGAUUUAUUGGAUAUCACACAUGAUAAUCGAAAAUUAGAUGAUGAAAUAAAUGAUAAAUUAUCAAAAUGGUUACAAAAUCGUUGGUUAGAAAAAGAAAAUAUUUUAAAAGAAUACUAUGCUAAUCCUAUUGGGAAACGUUCAUUUCAAAAUGAAAUAACACCUGAUAGUCUAGUAUUCUAUGUGGAUUCGUCAGAUAGCAUAAUGUUCACUUAUUUGGGUUUAUUCAAUACUGGAUUUUGGUUUCUAUCUAUGUUCAGCUUAGUGUAUCUGACUUAUACUACAUUCUACAUUCAAAUUUAUUUUAUCAUAACUCAGUUAUUGUUUACUUAUUUCACCUAUUAUACAAAUGGUGUUAAUAUAUGGGCCACUAAAUGGAUUAGUAAUUCUGUUAAAGGUGAAAACAAUGAGAUCAAUGAUAUUGCGUUUAAUACCACUACUGCUAAUAAUAGUCGUAAUAUUAAACGUGAUGAUGUUGAUAAUAAUGCCAAUAAUGUCUUUAUGCAUUCAGUUCAAUAUGAAGGUGUUGAUCAGAAUAGAAAAGCUACCUAAAAUCACGUUGUUGCGCUAUAAAUACAUAAAGUAUAAAUAACAUGCAUCCAAUAUGUUGAGCUGUUUGGUUUGUUGGUGUUUUUUCGAAAGGAAAGUUGAUUACUCUUUUCAAUCAUCUUCACAUUCAUACUACUUGUUGUGCUUACUUUUCGUAUCCUUCUCCACCGUUUGUUUGCUAUCAUCCUCAGUCAGUAUUAAUCAUUUUAAUGCAUUUUCAUCCUUAAUUAUGUGAACUUCCUUUUUUCAUCAUAAAUCCGAUAUCUGUAUUAUUAUAUUUUUGUUCUUUUUACAUCUGUUAUUCAUUUGAUAUCUGCAAUUAGUUGUCAGUCGGAUGACUUUAUUUAUUUAUUUACGAUGAUUUACUGCACCCUAUGCAAAAUCUAUUCGUGUGUGCAAAUUAUUUCCUCUUUUUUCUCAUUCAGUAAUUACUUGGGACUUCUCUGUGUGUGGAUUAUUUCGCUUGUUUUCGUUCAUUUUUAUCGAUAUUGAUCAAUUAAAAUUUAGAUCAGAUGUGACGUUGAAAUCAUACAUACAUUUAUUUUCAGAAACUUAAUUUACAACAUAUAGAUAUUACCAUUCAUGUAAACAUGUGCUUUUUUUCUUUAAUUAAACAUUAAGCUUCAUUGAAUUACUUCAUUAUUCAUCUAAGUAUACGUUGAUCUUUUGUAUGUAUUGAUUGAAAUCCCGAGUACUUUCAGUCUAAAAACAAUUGAUAUCAGGAAACGAAUCAAGUUCUGAGUAAUGUCAUCUUACACCCUUUCGGUGUACCGUUAUGAUAAUGACAACAGAAGCAAUUGUUUAGUAAUAUUUAUGGUACUGUUUAGAAACAAACAAUGUGAAAUAUGCAAUGCACCUCAACGUUGCUGAUAUCAUCACUACACAGCCAACGUGAAUUCCUAACAGAUUCAUACAAAAUUAUCUGUAAUCAUCAUCAAUAUUGUUAGCUAAAAAAAUACGAAACUAAUCAAUUGUUGUUUGAAAAAUUAUUCCAUGCAGAUAAA
Messenger RNA from Schistosoma rodhaini, 3131 nucleotides. The record is from the annotation of a GenBank genome assembly. Lineage: Eukaryota; Metazoa; Platyhelminthes; Trematoda; Strigeidida; Schistosomatidae.